This is a messenger RNA of Clupea harengus (Atlantic herring), 3766 nucleotides long. RefSeq names its product periostin, osteoblast specific factor a (gene postna). Gene Ontology annotation, cellular component: extracellular matrix. NCBI's taxonomy places the organism in Eukaryota, Metazoa, Chordata, Actinopteri, Clupeiformes, Clupeidae. Gene Ontology annotation, molecular function: cell adhesion molecule binding. The record is from RefSeq and is a predicted model, not a curated record. Gene Ontology annotation, biological process: extracellular matrix organization; cell adhesion.
GAGAAGCCUGGGGUGGGUGGGUAGGUGGGUGUAACAGUAUAUAAGCUGACUCUCUAUCGUGGGCUCCCAUUAUUGCAGUGUUUUUUUAAAGUGUGUUGAUCAGCAGAAGUGGUCAGGAUGAAGCUCCUGUUUGCAGCCUCCUUUGCCUUGCUGGUGCUGGCCACCCUGGACCCAGUGGACUCGUCUGCCUAUGACAAGAUUGUGACACAUAGUCGCAUCCGGGCCAAGAAAGAGGGACCCAAUGUGUGUGCUCUCCAGCAGGUCAUGGGGACCAAGAAGAAGUAUUUCAGCACAUGCAGGGCCUGGUACAAGGGAUCCAUCUGCGGCAAGAAAGCGACCGUGCUUUAUGAGUGCUGCCCGGGCUACACGAAGCUGGACGACAAACGUGGCUGCCCUGCAGUGGCUCCCAUUGACAAUGUUUACGGUACCCUGGGUAUUGUGGGGGCCACGACCACACAGAGGUAUGCAGAUGUUUCUGCCCUCCGUGGGGAGAUUGAAGGCCGAGGGUCCUUCACCAUGUUUGCACCCAGUAAUGACGCCUGGGAGCUUCUGGAUGCCAGUGUGAAGGCGACUCUGGAGAGCAGUCUGAACGAUGCCCUUCACUACCACAUGAUCAACAAACGCCUCCUCACCAAGGACCUGAAAAAUGACUUGACCGUCAAGUCCAUGCACAAGAGCCAUGGACUGCGUAUCAACCACUACUCAAAUGGAGUGGUGACAGUGAACUGCGCCAGGAUCAUUCAUGGGAACCAGGUGGCGACCAACGGAGUGGUGCACGUCAUUGACCGGGUCAUCAGGGUCGUAGAAGACACCAUUCACAACGUCCUGGACAACGACGAAGACCUCUCCAGCCUCAGAACGGUGGCAGAGGUCUCAGGGUUGAUGGACACACUGAAGGGGCCGGGCCAGUUCACUCUAUUCGCCCCCACAAACGCUGCGUUUGACAAGAUUGAGGGAGAUGUCAUGGAGCGACUCAUGAGUGACAAGACCAUCCUCCAAGCUCUUUUACAGUACCACCUCCUCAGCUCAGUGCAGUGUUCAGAGGCCAUCAUGUCUGGGUCCGUCUAUGAGACGAUGGAGGGGAGCACGAUUGAAAUCGGCUGUGAUGGUGAAAGCCUCACGGUGAAUGGCAUCAAAAUGGUGAUGAAGAAGGACAUUGUGACCACCAAUGGUGUCAUCCACCUGAUCGACCAGGUCCUCAUUCCAAACUCAGCCAAGGUAGUGAUGGAGCUGGUGAGUGAGAGCACCUUCAAGGACAUGGUGUCUGAGCUGGGUCUCGCCGCCGCCAUGCAGCCGGAGACAGAGUACACCCUCCUGGCCCCCCUCAAUGGCGCCUUCACAGAGGAGGUGAUGUCAAUGGAUCAGCGCCUCCUGAAGAUCAUCUUGGAGAACCACAUCCUGAAGAUGAAGGUCACCCUGAGUGAACUCUACAACGGACAGGAACUGGAGACUGUCAGUGGGAAGCUGUUGAGAGUGUUCAUCUACCGAACAGCUGUCUGCAUUGAGAAUGCCUGUAUGGUUCGAGGUAGCAAAGAGGGAAGUAACGGGGCUCUGCAUCUCAUGAGGUCACUCAUCAAACCUCCCGAGAGCACUAUGUUUGAUAUCCUCGUGGCAGAUGGACGUUUCAAGAUAUUCUUAUCACUGAUGGACACAGCAGGUUUGAUAGAGCUGCUGAAACAGACCGGAGCCUUCACUCUCUUUGCCCCCACAGACGACGCGUUCGGUACUCUGUCUGAGGAGGACAUAGCUCUCCUUAAAGUUGAUGCCAAUGCUCUGAGAACAAUCCUGCUGUACCAUUUCAGCACUGGAGUCUUCAUCAACGGAGGCCUGGAGGGAGGAGUCACCAACCUGCUCAAGACCAUUCAGGGAAACAACCUUCAGCUGCUCUCCGUGAACAGCUCCAUCCAUGUGAACUCGAUUGAUGUUCCUGACAAUGACAUAAUGGCCUCUAAUGGAGUGGUCCAUGUGGUGAAGACCUUGCUGUACCCUGGAGACUUACCUGUGGGACGUCAGGAUCUGUUUCUCCUGCUCCAGAAACUCAUCAAGUACAUUCAGAUCAAGUUUGUGUCUGGAUUCACGUACCGUGAGAUCCCUCUUACUUUCCUCACAAAAACAAUCACUAGAACCACCACUACCACUAAGGUUGUAGAAACAGUUCCUGAAAUCCAAAAAUUCACUCGAAUCAUCACCAAGACGGAAACGGAACCCAUCACAAUGGUUGUUGAAAGUGAACCUACAAUCACCAAAUUCACUAGGGUGAUUGAGUCAGAGCCUACGGUUACCAGGGUGGUUGUUGAAGGUGAACCUACAAUCACCAAAUUCACCAGGGUGAUUGAGUCAGAGCCUACGGUUACCAGGGUGGUUGUUGAAAGUGAACCGACCAUCACCCAAAUCACAAGGGUGAUUGGAUCAGAGCCUACGGUUACCAGGGUGGUUGUUGAAGGUGAUCCGACCAUCACCAAAGUCACCAGAGUCAUUGAGACCCACACUUCCUCCGAUGGGGAACUGGACACUGAGGGUGAAAUCAGGAGAAUCAUUGAAGAAGAAGUUUCCAAGGUUAAGAAGGUUCUGGAAAGCGAGGUACACAUCCUCCAGGAGGAGGAGCUCAAACGAAUCAUAGAGGGAGGUGGUGCUGGACUCACAACUGUCACCAAGGUGAUCCAAACAGAACCACAAAUCAUUGAAGGACCAGAUUUCUCCAGGAUCACAUCCUUCCAAGGAAACGCAGACCUGAUUGAUGCGGAGUCAGACAAAAUUACCAGAAUCAUCCAGGGUGGAGGACAAUUGCAGGCUAAAAGAGCACCAGUCAAACAGACUGGAACGAGGAGGAGGAACCGACUGGUGCGUCGCCACCCCAAGCGCACACAGAAACAGUAAAGUAGUCAUCACAGACCGGGUGCGACUUCUUUACACAGACACAGAUGAGGAACAACUGCGAUCGUGACAUCUAAUGGACAUUUACCUUGUUCUCCUGUGAAGGAGUUCAAGAAAUCGAGGAGGUGUGGGAUUAAGGUUGAUCUUGAUGACCCUUGAAUGAACUGAUCUCAAUCGGCCUGGAAGCUGAGAGGGCAUGGACUGACCAGCAUCCACAACGUCAAAAAUGCAAAGAAAUAUAUACAGUGUCUACAAUGUGUAUUUAAAAUGUUUAUGUUAAGUGGGAUUUUAAAUUCUGCUGUGGUGUAUGGGGUCUUUGAGGGAUAUGUGAGUUAUCUUGACAGUCAGUGUUGUUACUUUGUUUGUUUGUUUGUUUUGGAAAGCGGAUACAUUGCUUCUUUGAAAUGGGUGGUAAUAAUGGAUGACUUACUUUUGGUGCUUACAUUCAUACAUUUGAAUGUAUUUUUUUAUAGAUCUGAAACAGACGUUGCAGUUAUUUGCUGUAACUUACAGUACUUUGGACAAUUUGUCAACAAGCUCAUGUUUUUUUAUAUUGUUACAUCUUAUCUUUGUGGACUUCCAUAAUAUCUUUCUCCUCUUUGUAUCUGGUAUUUUUGGAGCAUUUUGCCCUUGGAUGGCAUGUUUUUAACCUGUAUGCUUCCAGGCUGAUUGGCUGGAUUCAACAGUUAUUUAUCAAUCAUUUUCCAUCAAUGGUAAAGGCCUUCCUGUUGCGACUCCAACAAGCCUCUGCACCUUUGCCUCUGUUUGAAAACAGAGUUAAAUAAAAAAUAUACUCUUGAAAGGGAAUUCAGUCUUCCUUUUGGCUUUGGCAUUGGGAUCUUUGGAAAUUAAAACUUUAUUUAAUAAAAACGGUAUUUUUUCUUUUUCCAAA